AUGGCCAUUGUUGCUAUUGCUGGAGGUACAGGAGGAGUAGGCAAAACCGUUGUUGAGCAUCUGCAGCGCCCCGGAGCCCACAAAGUCUUCAUCGUCGGCCGCAAGGUACCAGCUGAGAGCAUUCCUGGGUCUCCCGAGUUUCUUGUGGUGGACUACGCCAACGUCGAGUCCCUCACCACCAUCCUACAAGAUCAUAAAAUCGAUACCGUGGUAUCUACCAUUAACCUCGAGACCGACGCCGGCAGCCAGUCACAGCUGAGCCUCAUUGCCGCCGCAGACAAGUCUCAGACCACUCGACGCUUUAUACCAAGCGAAUUUGUUUCCCUGAUUGAUGAGGAUGACCCUAGCUCAGGCCUUGGAAUCGGAGGCUGGAUGCCCAACGCCAGAGCGCUCAAGGAGACGAGCCUCGAGUACAUCCGCAUCUCGAUUGGCGCCUUUUCAGAUUACUGGGGUAUGCCUCACAUUAAGAGCAACCUUAAGACGUUCCGAUGGCUCCUUGACAUGGAAAAGGGAAUAGCCGUGGUUCCUGGCUCUGGCAAUGAGAAAUUCACAGUCACCUACAGCGAAGAUCUUGCCCGAUUCAUCGUUCGCCUCGUUGAUACGGAUGAAAAAUGGCCUGAGCGUGGGUUCUUGUCUGGCUCUGAUAUCUCUGUUAAUGAGCUUGUUGCAAUUGCCGAAAGAUUUCGAGGCUCCAAGAUGGAGAUUGUGUAUGACCCUUUAGAAAAUCUGGAAAAGGGAGACGCCACACUUCUAUGGCACCCCGAAGACGUCACCGAGGACGAGUUCAAACCCAUGCUGGCGGCAUUGUGCCAGAUGAUCAUUACUGGGGCUUGCCUCUUGCCCGACGAUGACCGCAGACUUGACAGGCGCUUUCCAGAUAUUCCUCUUACGUCUGUGGAAGAGAUUAUCGCCAAGGCCUGGGGUGGCAAGUAG
Molecule: messenger RNA, 933 nt
Organism: Fusarium redolens
Lineage: Eukaryota; Fungi; Ascomycota; Sordariomycetes; Hypocreales; Nectriaceae
Exons: 4
Coding region: 1-933 (310 amino acids)
Source: RefSeq, a predicted model, not a curated record